Messenger RNA from Phymastichus coffea, 831 nucleotides. RefSeq lists its product as uncharacterized. Bases 1 to 831 code for a protein of 276 amino acids. The transcript is spliced from 3 exons. Lineage: Eukaryota; Metazoa; Arthropoda; Insecta; Hymenoptera; Eulophidae. The record is from RefSeq and is a predicted model, not a curated record.
AUGUUCGGGAAGGCGUUCAUCCUGUGCGCCACGGCAUUAUUUGCCGUAGCAGUAGCAUUGCCGGCAAGUGACAAGACCGGGAGCGAGAAUGAUCUCAUGGCAUCGAUUUACGCCGAUUGCCUCAAGAAGGAAUCGCUCAGUUGCAUCAAGUACAAGGUCUUCUCGUUCGUUGACAAAAUGCUCGCCGAUAAAGAAGAUAUCAGCCUCAGCGAGGGUAUCACUGUCGUUAAGACUUCAAACAUUGAGGAGGGUGCGCCUAGGUCCAUAGAGUCGAGCGAUCUAGACACGCUCUUGUUCGAUCGUCUUGGAAGAUUCCUGAGAACUCGCUCAGUUAAAGUAGACCUUAAGGGCACGGACAUCCUUGGUGCUAUCGAAUCUGCAGGACGCAGCUUUGACGAUAGCAAUGAAACUUCCAUCGAGGGACGUGGCAAGAAGAAGAAGGCCGCCAAAAUUAUCGGGCCAAUCAUCAUGGCAGUGGCGUUAAAAGCUGCCGCUCUUCUCCCCUUAGCACUUGGUUUCAUUGCUUUGAUUGCCGGUAAAGCCCUGUUAGUCGGCAAGAUCGCCUUGGUAAUCUCAACUAUCAUCGGUCUGAAGAAACUGUUGGGUGGUCAGCAGAAACACGUCACUUACGAAGUAGUGUCACACCCACACCACAGCAGCAGCCACGUUGUAACUCAUGAUGAGCACGGAGGUAGCAGUGACUUUGGUGGUUACGGUGGUGGUGGUAGUUCUGGUGGUCAUGGUUCAAGCGGCGGCUGGGCCAGAAGUCUACCGAUCGCUCAGGAGAUGGCGUACGCCGCGCAGAAACCAGCGUCUAUCCCCCAGCAAUAG